AUGUACACGGCCGAGGAGACCAUAGCAGCGAUCAAGGCGUCCCGGAGCAGCAGUCCAGAGUCUAAGAAACGCUGCAACGUCGGCGACAACCCUCCUAUCAGCAGCACAAGCUCGUCGAGCUCCCGGAGCGACGGCGCCGAGGCCAACAGCUCCAGAGGCCAGACGGCCACGUCGACGCCGCCCUUCAUCGGCACGCCCAGCAGCUCCGUGGAGAACAGCCCGAGCACGAUGGACAACAACGGCCACCACCAUCACCCCCAUCGUGUUGAUAAGGACGUCGAGAUGUUCAAUGCCGACGCGGACGCGGAGGCCGAGAGCGAGACUACGCCCCAGAUGCAGCAGCCAGGCGGGCGCAACGGCCUCCGACGCGUCGCCCUUGAGCAUCUCGCUCAAGGAGGUCGGCAACCCGAGGGUCAAGCGGAUCGCGCCGCAGUCCGCGCCGCCGACGUCGACUGCGGAGAGCGCACACAGCCCUCACUGCGGCAAGAACCUCUCAGCUCUUCGUUGGUCGUCCCGAUCGGCCCGCUCGCUGCGGCCGCAUUCGAGAACGGCAUGAGCGCUGUCGAGGAGGCUGCUCAAGGCUCAGGUCCAGGACGUCGUGCGAGUCUGCAACGCUGCCCUAGCGGCGGCUUGUCGCAGAAGAUUACGGUGCCCGUGCAGGGCGUGGUCAUGAUUCAGCUCAAGGAACUCACCAAUGCAAUGUUUUAUUAUAAAAUGAUGAUGAUACAUAAUUCGACGCCACAUAUUCGGUCGUGCUUCCUGUGGGGCGUGGUAAUCGUGGCGCUGGACGCUGCGAUCGCGAAAUUCUCUCGGAGGACCGACCUCGGCGCGACGCGUCACGCUGUGCUCUUUCAAGGAAGUGGAGGAGGUGUCGCGGCCGAAAUGAGUGGCCGAUGCGAAGCUGUCGACGUGUACAACGUCUUACGCGUCUGUGUCUGCAGUGCGAUCGACCCCCAUCUGCCAAACCUUGCACAGGUGAUAUGGCAAUACGCGGCUUCGUGGAUAGAUGGCCUUCCUUGUAAUCGUUCUUGUCUGUCGCACCCGCGAUGGUGGGGCGGAUUCCAGAUCCAUCUGAUGGUCUUAUACUACCGUGCUGGACCGCUCAGCUCGCUUGGUGCACAGUGUAGCCGCAACCGCGACACCAGCCUCAUCUGCUUACCAACAAUUCUUUUGAGAACCAGACUGAGGGACUUGCAGGCAACCGCGACUGACGGGAUAUCGGUCGACGUGGCCAGCAAGGUGGUACCUACACGCGCUACGGGAAGAGGAGGUUUAUGCCGGAAGCGUAGCUGCGCCACUGCCGUCUUCGCUUCGCAUCGUAAUAUCAAGAAUCCCCGUGCCGCGUCGCUUGGUUCGGUGCCCCGUUCGGAAGAAGAUCGAAAUCUUUCGGUGGCUCUGGUGAACCAGUGUCAGUGCCACUGGCCCACGCUAAGCGACACUUACCUUCCAUGGUAUGGAAGUCCAGCCAAUCGGUCCGUGGUGAUCAACAGUUCCGAUUGUCCCCGCCCUAGCGCCUUGCGGCUGGCCAAAGAAACAUCGUCCUGUAACUUACGCAGAGGCGUGCAGUUCGCGCGCGCGAACCGUAGCGCGGUCAGGUAUGAUGUCCUCGACGGCAAGCAUGUUAGCGAACCUCAAAGCAGCGAUAGGAAUGUGGCCAGCAGCAUGAUGCGGAAUCUAGGCAUCAUCGCUAGGACAAGGCAAGGACGACGUAUGGAUGUCCAGCUUUCACAUCAACUGCCAACUGAUAUGUACGAUCUGUCUCUAGCGGAGGUACGUGUGCGCGUAAACUCAACUGGCCCAUCCGGAGAUGCGAAUAUUAUCAACGUCACCGCCGACUCAGAUAUUACUCUACGGAGUGUACCGUUGAUUGCUGUGGUAAAUGCACGAGUCCAAAUCGCGCCAGCAUCUAACUUCAUGGGUCGAAGACGCAUUGCAAUCGCUGCCGACCUCCUUGGUGGAAAUCUUCUCGGGCCUUCCUCAAUCACAAACGAGUAUGUAUUCGGUCCAUCGGUACUAGUGCGAAUUAACCAUUCAGACAUCGCUUGUGAUCAUUAUGUUGGAACUUGGAAGUACCGGAUUGUCCUCGCUUGCUGCUUCACAUGUCUCAUCUCCUGCGUGAAUGUGACACGAGUGCCCCUCAAGCCCGCAUUUUCCAAGCGUCGUGAUUUCAAGCUAGCCUGA
This is a messenger RNA of Fomitopsis serialis, 2181 nucleotides long. RefSeq lists its product as uncharacterized. The transcript has 14 exons. NCBI's taxonomy places the organism in Eukaryota, Fungi, Basidiomycota, Agaricomycetes, Polyporales, Fomitopsidaceae. The coding region runs from base 1 to 2181 and encodes 726 amino acids. The record is from RefSeq and is a predicted model, not a curated record.